UCCCACUCCGUUUUAACACACUCGGUUUAGUCCCGGGCAGAGACGUUCAUGCGCUCGGGCAAUAAGUGGACUCUAGACGGCGGAGUUAAAGACUUCAGACGAAAGGACAGAAGCAAACAGACAGUAUACGCUGCAUUUUGUUGUCGUAUUCUCUUUAGCUUUUAAAACCAGGUGGAAUCGGGCACAGUGAACGACACAGACACAGACAUGUGUAACCGAGCAGAAAGAUGCCGGGAGGAUCUAGGCUGGUGGGCUUAGGAGCUCUGUAUGCGCACUCAACCUGAAAUCAGUGUCUUUUGCAUCUAUAUGAAAGUUUGAGCUGAGCACAAUGGCAUCCAGUCUUACAUGUACAGGUGUGGUUUGGGCCCUGUUGUCCUUCCUUUGUGCAGCUACAUCCUGCAUAGGCUUCUUCAUGCCGUACUGGCUGCUUGGGUCACAAAUGGGUAAACCGGUGUCGUUUGGAACCUUCCGUCGCUGUUCGUACCCCGUAAGGGAUGAGGCCCGUGGUGGGACGGUUAUGUUGGAGCAGUGUGGGCGUUAUGCCUCCUUUCAGGGGAUCCCGAGUCUGGAGUGGAGGAUCUGCACGGUGGUGACGGGGACAGGAUGUGGAUUGCUGCUCCUGGUGGCUCUCACAGCAAUCAUGGGAUGCUGUGUUACAGAUCUAAUCUCUCGCACCAUCGGUCGAGUGGCAGGAGGGAUACAGUUUGUGGGAGGGCUGCUGAUCGGAUCGGGAUGUGCCCUGUACCCUUUAGGGUGGGACAGUGAAGAGGUCAGACAGACUUGCAGCAACAGCUCUGACCAGUUCGAUCUUGGUUCUUGUGAGAUCGGAUGGGCUUAUUACUGCACCGGGGCUGGAGCAGUGGUGGCCAUGCUGUUGUGCACAUGGAUGGCAUGUUUCGCAGGGAAGAAACAGAAACAUUACCCUUACUAAACAUGUGGAAGACAAAACAAUAGAGGAAACUGUAAACAGCACAUAUAUGGGCAUGACUUUCAUUCUGCGAUUCAAAGAGCUUCUACAUCCAGUGCACUUCCCGAACGCAAAUCAUAUACAAGGAGACAUGACUGAACGAUGACCUUUCCGCUGCAGUUCCCACUUGAGAAUUGCUUAUGGGACCUGCUUUAGGAUCUUUUGCAUUUUAAGUGGUGCCAGUAUCAUUAAAAAGGAAUAUAUGUCAAACGACCUAUUGA
Molecule: messenger RNA, 1188 nt
Organism: Labeo rohita (rohu)
Lineage: Eukaryota; Metazoa; Chordata; Actinopteri; Cypriniformes; Cyprinidae
Gene: lhfpl6
Product: LHFPL tetraspan subfamily member 6
Exons: 4
Coding region: 329-931 (200 amino acids)
Cellular component (GO): membrane
Source: RefSeq, a predicted model, not a curated record